CUCAAGGUGGAGUGGGGGAACAAUGGCGGGCGGGGCAAACACAAACCAACCAAUGCAAAUAUCCGCAAUGGUCCUAGAAGACACUCAAUCUCUGACCGUUGAGAUGGGUCCUCGCAAGUCGCAACGACUCUCUCUUUGAUUUAACGGUACAGAUCUGAUGUCUUGACUUCGAACGUUGCAGUCUUCUCCUCCUCGGCCGUCCUUCCCCAAUUUGCAUCUGCAGUUCAGUUCUUCCGGGCUCUCGCCAUUUGCAGUUCAGUUUCCACAAUCCACAAGACCAAGCCACCUGAUUCCCGCGAAAUUCUCGGGUCGAUUGAUUCGUUCGAGUUGCUUCUGAGGGGUCAUCGAUUCGAAUCGGGAUUGACUGUAUCUAAAUCGUCGUCCUUUAUUCUUCUGGUUGCUCCUCCCAAAUGCGGAAGAGCGAUUCCUUCAAGUAUCCGGCGCAGGGUACAGAGUCGCGGCAUCCAUGGAGCGGUGAUUUGGGGUUCGGCGGCAGCGAUAGGAGGUACGCUUACUCCCGCCAAUCUUCGUUUCGCCAGCCGCAGGAUCUUCCCGGCAGCCCGAUUUCCUUCCUGCCCAAUGACGCGGGGAAGCCUUUUCUCUCCCGAACCUCCUCCAGCAUCGAUAUGCCGCCGGAGAUCUAUAAUUACUCAUUCAAUUACCAAAAGGACGGUGCUUUUGGCGAUUCCAAUGACUCGGCCGCCGGAGGGAAAAGCGAGAAAUUGUCGGUGGUAUCCGCGUUUAGGGCCAUAAGGUAUGGGAACCGGCAAAUGAAGAGGCUUUUCCUGAUGAUUUUCCUCAACGUUGCUUAUUCUACGACCGAGUUCGGGAUUGGGCUAAUUAGUGGCCGUGUCGGUUUGGUGUCUGAUGCAUUUCAUUUGACAUUCGGGUGUGGUCUUCUUACAUUCUCCUUGUUUUCUAUGGCUGCUUCUCGGAAAAAGCCUGAUCAUGUUUACACUUACGGGUAUAAAAGGCUUGAAGUGUUAUCCGCUUUUACUAAUGCUCUGUUUCUGCUGUUCAUGUCAUUCUCCUUGGCAGUGGAAGCUCUUCAUGCAUUUGUACAAGAUGAAUCUGAGCACAAGCAUUAUUUGAUUGUCUCUGCAGUGACAAAUUUGGGGGUGAAUCUUAUUGGUGUCUGGUUCUUCAGGAACUAUGCCCGCGUAAAUAUUGUCUACAGAAAUGCCGAAGACAUGAACUACCAUUCAGUAUGCUUGCAUGUCCUUGCUGACUCCAUUCGAAGUGCAGGGUUGAUACUGGCAUCGUGGUUGUUGUCGCUUGGGGUUAAGAAUGCGGAGGUUCUGUGCUUGGGUCUAGUUUCUGUUACGGUAUUUAUGCUUGUCAUGCCUCUUUUCAAGGCAACCGGGCGAGUGUUGCUUCAAAUGGCACCACCAAGCAUUCCACCUUCAGCAUUGAGCAAGUGCUCGAGACAGAUCUCUGCUUGUGAAGAUGUGUCUGAGGUUUCUGAAGCCCGUUUCUGGGAAUUGGUUCCAGGCCACGCGGUUGGUUCCAUCUCAUUGCAGGUGAAGGGCGGAGCGGAUGAUCGGCAGGUGCUAGAAUUUGUACAUGGGCUGUACCAUGAUUUGGGGGUGCUGGAUCUCACUGUCCAGACUGAUCAGGAAUGAAUACCAAGUUUUCAGCUUUAGCUGUAUGUUUUGAGUUUUCUGUCUCAGUUGCAACUCCAUUUUCAUUUAGCAGGAUGGAUAGUCUACAACAGAUCCAGCGGAUAUGACAUCUUUUGAGACUAGUAUUUCAUUGUUUUUGAUAGAUAGAGAUAUUUUUAUCAGCACUGACUGUUCAUUGUUAAACAUAAACACAGCUAUUUCGA
Messenger RNA from Linum trigynum, 1825 nucleotides. NCBI's taxonomy places the organism in Eukaryota, Viridiplantae, Streptophyta, Magnoliopsida, Malpighiales, Linaceae. The record is from the annotation of a GenBank genome assembly.